This is a messenger RNA of Aquila chrysaetos chrysaetos, 1755 nucleotides long. RefSeq lists its product as uncharacterized. Lineage: Eukaryota; Metazoa; Chordata; Aves; Accipitriformes; Accipitridae. The transcript is spliced from 5 exons. Bases 158 to 805 code for a protein of 215 amino acids. The record is from RefSeq and is a predicted model, not a curated record.
CGCUGUGUCUCAGCAUCCCUGUUUGCCUCUGGACCAUAGGGGUGCUCUCAGGCAGCCCACAGGUGAACCAGGAAAGAGGACAGCAUCUUCUGGUUUCAGCAAGAAAGAGGUAAGGAAUUUGCAAACAAGAAGCCCAAUAUUGGAGCCUCUCCGUGCAAUGAUGUGGCGCAGUGUUUGGAAGGUGGGGAAACUUGAGAGACCUUCAGCAGUUACAGAUACAUCCAUGAAAAUUAACCAAAUAAUGUUAUGGGUGCCAAAGGACAAAGUGGCCCAGGAAGAUGGAAAGAGGCGCUCAAUUGCAAGGACACCCACUGGGAUGGAGAUGAGCCAGGCCACGCAGGGACAGCAGUCAGCUCCCAGUGCCGCUGCCCAGCCUGCAAAGCCUCUCCCUCCUUCCAAGUCUUUCAGCAGUGCACAGGUUGCUAAGCAGAAAGAAGCACGUGCAGAUGACCUGCCUGAUGUGCAACCCAAGGGGAAAACCACGUCACAACCUCGCCUGCUAAAGUGCCUCCCCCCUCCUCCCCAGCCCCUCGCUCCUAAUGCAAUGCAAGAUGGAAGCACGGGUUUAUUUUUACAGCCCUGUCCCCACCUCCCCCAAAGUCAGAUGCUGCGGCUAAUUCGGAUGGAGAAUUUCAAUUGCCUGGAAAAUGAAGGUGCUGAAAACCGAACAGCAUCCGCAGGAGUUUUAGUCCCAAAUGCCUGUCACGGCACUAAAAAAAUCAGGUCACCCAAGAGCGCACAUUCUCCAUGCGGAGGGCUCUGCUCUAUCUGCUUCUGCCGCCUUCCAGCCUGUGCCAGUCAGUGACCCAGCAAUGCCACAGCCGCUUGAGGUGGGCUGUGACAGUCCUGGCCCCAUGAGUUUCUACUGCAGGGAAGCCUAGGGCUGUUACCUGCCCUUCCCGUGACAUACUCUGGCUUGGAGGACUGGAGUGGCUCUCCAGCCAGCUCCCAGGAGGGUGGAGGAGCCCACGGAAAAAAUAAGUAUAAAGAUAAAAUUAAAAAAUUAAAAUAAGGGAAAAAAAGAAAAUAAAAAUAAGAAUAAAUAUAAAAAUGAAAAUGAAAAUGAAAUAAACAAUAACAAAAAUUUUAAAAAUAAAAGAAAAAUGAGUAAAAAGUUAAAAAGAAAAUAAAAAUAAAAAAUAAAAUAACGAUAAAAAUAAAUAAAAUAAAAAUAAAUAAAUAGAUAAAAUUAAUAAAAAUAAAAAUAGAUUAACACUGCUAUAAAAACUAGCCGAGUAUAACACUUGGUUUAUUGAUGCUGUGAAGAAACGGACCGAGCACUGGCGCACUGCUGGUGCCAUCCACCCUCCCGCAGGGAGGAGGGCUGGAUACACCCCUUGUAUCAAAUCCCCGCCGAACCACCGGGAAAGCCGGAGGACGACAUUUACGUCCUGUACCCCAAAAGCCACCCUCCCGCGCCCUCUCAACGGUGUGCCUGCCCCUUUAAAUUCCGACGGCGGAGCCAGGGAAUCCCUCUCGCAGCGCGUCAUCCGCGGCAAGGAAACCCGCGCUCGCGUCGUGCCACGCAAAUGACCAUUUUUGGCAAAGUGCGACAACGGACGGGACCAAGUGGGGCGGGGGGAGGCGGGACCUGACGGGAAGACGGCGCCGCGCGGCCUCCGCCGCUCCGCCCCCCCCCCCCCCCCGCCCGGACCUGCGGAGCGCCGGUCUGGGCGGGGGGGGGGCGGAGCGGUGGAGGCGGCGGGGCGGAGGCGGGCGCGAUCUCCCGCUCCCGUCCCGCCCCCCCCCCCCCCC